Drosophila biarmipes is the source of this 1650-nucleotide messenger RNA. RefSeq names its product adhesive plaque matrix protein. The transcript is spliced from 2 exons. Lineage: Eukaryota; Metazoa; Arthropoda; Insecta; Diptera; Drosophilidae. The record is from RefSeq and is a predicted model, not a curated record. The coding region runs from base 167 to 1522 and encodes 451 amino acids.
ACAGCUCUCGGCCAGCGCAGCGUAUUUAAGAGCUAUUCAGCAAAUAGCAUGAAAGAGUUUCGCACGCGACCGACCAGCAGUUAACAAGUGCCAUCGAUCCGGGACAGAAAUUCCAUCAAUAGUAGAGGGAAAGUGAUCGCCAGCAAGGGAGAAAUUCAGUGGAAAGAUGUUCGAACGCUGCACUUUAUUAUUUAUGGCCAUUGUGAUGGCUUCGGCACUGUUGACCCGCGCUCAUUUCCCGGAAUAUUGUGCUGAGUGCGAGGAGGAGGUGUGGGAGCAGGUGCCGUGCAGCGAGGUGCCCACAACGGCAGCACCCACAACCACUACGGGUGGAUCCACCACCAAUGCACCCACCACUGUAUACAGCACCACGGAGCAUGUGUAUCCAACCAGCACAAGUGCCCCACCCCCGCCCACGGAGUACACCACCCCGGCAUCGCCGUACAAGAAGUGCUACUGCGAGUGCAAGCUGGGCUGCAAGGAGUUCUGCCGCAAGGUGGUCUCCUCCGGUGCCAAGCAGCCACUCACCCAGAUCUCCUCCAUCGGGGAGUACGCCCCAGGCGGCCAGGUGGAGUACACGCAUGUGCAUCAGCGCAAGUACUUCCCCAAGUACGGCGGCGAUGGCUAUGGGGGAUUGGUGGGACCCGUGGGCGGACCCAAGGCCUACAAGCCAUAUCCCCUGGUCUACGAACAGGCGGCAGCUGCCUCGCCCGCAUCCAUAUCCUCGGUGGCCUCCUCGCCGGCGGUGGCCAACAUAGCUGCUCCCAACUACACGCUGGAGGAGUUGGCCCAACUCCUGAGCACCGCCUAUGGCACCAAGAAGGGUUAUCCCGCCAGUGAGCCAGCUCAGCCACGGCAGCUCCAGCCAGCUCCAGUGGCUGCGCCAGCACCCUCUGUCUACUACUCCCCCGUUCCAGUGUAUAGAAAGCAGCAGGUGCCUCCGAUUCCCCUCGUCAGCAAAGUGGCUCCCGCACCCAAGAUCUCCUCCGGCGUUAAGUAUGCCGCCGCGGCGGUUUCCUCUUCAUCGGGCGUUUCGGUGGCCAAGAUAAAGACGCCCUACGAGGAGAAGAUUGUGGUGGCCACCCCGCCUCCAGUUUACGACAGGACCACCUCCUAUCCCAUUGUUGAGGCACCCAAGGAGUACUCAGCACCCCAGGAGUACUCCGCCCCCAAGGAGUACUCUGCCCCCAAGGAGUACUCAGCACCUGCAACGGAGCUCUACCCCGUGGUGCAGAGUCAGACGGAAUCGUAUCCCAGCCCCAUCUAUCCGAGUCCCACGGAGUCGUAUCCCAGCCACAAGGACUCUUAUCCCAGCAUCACGGAGUCAUAUCCCAGCCAAACCGAGUCCUAUCAACCCCGCACGGAGGCCUACCCUGUGCCGGAGCCACAGCCGCAGGUCAAGCCAUAUGGUGGCCCCGAAUCGGGUCCCGAUAAGCCAUCCUCCACCUUCGACCUGGCCAUUGAUAACUACCUGAAGGACUUUGGCUAUGGCAACCAGGGAAGGGGCUACGCGGACUACUAAGUUCCAUGCAUUGUUGCUAGGUUUAGGCGUAUCUCUAGGCUAGAAAUGUUUUCUAGGUGUCCUCUUAUUUAUUUAUGCACUUUCUCCCUUCCUGUUGACUUAAUAAUGAUUAAACUAUUGACAAAAAA